GGGCCUUUUGUAGUCCGUUGGGGUCCUUGUAGUCCGGGGGGGUGGGGCCGCCCAAAACUAUUGAGGUAUUUGGAGUACUGACGAUCUACCUGGUGAAUGUAUGGCUUGAAGACGACGACAGGCACGAGGAACAGCUGGACGCUCACAUCCGCGCCCUCUGCGACCACGUGGUGCUGCAGCAGUUCACGGGCUACCUCGACGAGGCACAGGAAAGCAUCGCAGCCGCCGCUGGUGCUGCGAUUCUUCGCGGCCAAGCGAGCCCCCGACCAAACUGUCGUUUCCGCCACAGCCACCAUCAAGCCCGACUGCGACGCCAUGGAGAAGCGCAUGCAGUCCCAGAUUGACGCUGUCAUGGACAGGAUCGCGUUGGACGGGUCCUCCAUCGACGACCACGACAAGCGCCUGGCGGAGUUGGCCAAUCAUAUCCAAUAGAUUCGUCAUGAGAUGGCCCGGGCGGAAAAAUACCCUGCGACGUACCCAACCCAAUGGCAUCAAGUGGCAAGCGGAGUAGGGAAACAUUAGCAGGAACCGUGACAGUGCAGGCGCGGCGAUUUGUAGUGCGACCUACAUGGGAUGCGUAAUGUUGCACGACUCACAG
Messenger RNA from Prorocentrum cordatum, 598 nucleotides. Lineage: Eukaryota; Dinophyceae; Prorocentrales; Prorocentraceae. The record is from the annotation of a GenBank genome assembly.